Paramecium tetraurelia is the source of this 2520-nucleotide messenger RNA. RefSeq lists its product as uncharacterized. The record is from RefSeq and is a predicted model, not a curated record. Lineage: Eukaryota; Ciliophora; Oligohymenophorea; Peniculida; Parameciidae. The transcript is spliced from 4 exons.
AUGUAAUUAAAUGAUGAUCAAUAAAUUGAUAAAGAAGAUUAAUUUAAUAAUAAUUAGUUUAUAUCUAUAAGAUAAGUGUCUCUAAGAUUGAAUGUAUAUAAGGUUCACAAAUUAGAUUUUAAUUAUCAGAAGAGAACAAAAGUAAUUAAUUAAUUCAUUAACAAUGAAUAAAAUUAUCAGAUGACAGAAUAAUGCAACAAAUAUGAACAGCCUUAAAAAAAUUAAUAUUAAAAUUUUACAAAGGAUCAUAAGAUAAAUACUAUUAUGGGUUAUAAAUAAAUUGAGGAUGAUGAAUCAUUUUUAGGGAGGAUUAUGCAAGAAAUUCUAUGGCUAACAAAAUUAGCUAAUAAUGAAUCAAGCAAAUAAGAAGGGCAGGAUAAAUAUUAAGCUGCAACAUCAUGGAUGAAUGAGAUGGCUCAAAAAUCUGAAGAGAUCAGCGAUUUCUGUUAAUAGAUUUAAGAAGUCUAUAAGGGCAUAAAUUAAAUUUUAAAAAAUUUUUCAUAAAAAUCAGAUGAAGAUAAAGCCAAAGAAAACUUUCAGCAUGUCGUUUUAUUGAAUUAGAAUGAGAAUAAAUAUUGUUGGAGAUUUUUACAUGUUAGCUCAUUCGUUUAAAAUUUAUUAUUCUAAGAUUAUAGCUAAAAUAAGUUGAAAAGUUUACGCUCAAUAUAUAUAAAUUUUACAGGAGAAACCUACUAAAAACACAUUGAUUUUUGGAGUUUGAGUCAUCAUAAAAAUAAAAAACUAUCAAAAUUUAUUACAUUAUAUCCCCUUAACUAUAACGCUUCUGAUUAAUAAUAAGAAAAUGAAUUCACAAAUGAAAAUCAAAACAAAGCUUAAUAUAACUCUUUUCAAACUAUGAUAAACGUUAAGAAAAAUACAAAUCAGUAAACAAUCUUUCCUAUUUUUUAUAAGUCAAUAUUGUCAUAAUCAUAGAUUCAAAUAAUUUAUUCUACUUUAUUGUUACCAAUAAUUAAUUCUUUUUAACCAUAAUUUAUUUAUUUAGAUCUGUAGAUUUCAAAUAAGUUUUAAAUUUAAUUAGAAGGGGUUGAAUAUUUAUUAAGAUAACUUUAAAAAAAAGCAAACUUGAUUGUGUAUCCGUGUUACAAAGUUACAAUAAAUAAUAAAGAUGUUUUAGAUACUGAAUUAUAAAAUUCCUAUUUAAAUGCAGUUUUAUCAGGUAUAUCUGGAUUUAAAAUGAUGAAAACAAAAACUUUAAAUGAUAAUACUCCUUAAGAGAAUUUUAAUUGGGCUAAUUUAAUGUACAAAUCCUUUUAUCAAUCAGAUGCAUUUAUGUAAAAACAAACUUAAUUUUUAAAAACUUAAGCCAUACUAUAUGAUAGAUUCACGUAGUAUUAUGAGGUCUAUCAAUUUCCUAUUAGAUUAGAAAAUGAUCUUAUGUCAUGGAUAAUUCCAUUUGACAUUUACCUUUCAUGUAAAUAAUUUACAAACUAUUAUUGCUUUUACCAUUUAAAUUAUGUUAUUUUGUUUGAUCAGAAUACUAAAUCAAUUUUUUAUUAGGAGAUAUCAACUAUCCCUAAAAAUAUAAUCAAUGGCCUAAUCAAAUAAAAAUUCCUUCAUGCAAAUGUACCAAAACAUUUAAUCGAACCAAGCAUAUUGAUUAUUGGUAAAUACUUAAUUAUUGUUUAUGGCCAUGAGAAAUCACUUCAUGAGUCUAAAUUUUUUGAUGGAAUUCUAAUAUUUGAUUUUGAGGAACUUGAAGAAUUUAAAGAAUACUAACGAGUGCCUGAUGAAAAUACAAAGGAUCUUUUGGGAUGUAUUAGGAAUAGAAGAUGUCCUUAAAUUUGUUAAAACAAUGGAUUUAAAAUUGAGGAGCAUUAAUUAUCAUUCUUUCUUAUAGGUGGUGAAUUUAUGAAGUAAAUUGAAUAAUUAAUUAGAUCUGAUAAUAAUAAGAACUAUAUUGAGGUAGUUAAUGUUGACUUAAAGACCUAAAAAUUCAAAUCAUAUCCGAUAUAAUUUAAGUUGGUACAUUCUUAAGCGUCUUUAAAGCCCUGGCCCUAUUAAUUAGUUUUUGAGUAUAGUUUUUAAAAUGUCCAUUUAUAUUUGAUUCAAACUGGAAGUUAUCUUUUAAAACGAAAUAAAUUUUAGUAUCCCAUAGACCCUAUUUAUCAUAAUUACUCAUAGCUUCUAGUUUAAUAAGAUAAUUAAUAUUCAUUAUACGAUAUAAGAGUUGUUAAGAAAAAAGAUAAGGAAUAUUAUUUAAAGAUAGAAUAGCUUUACAGUCCUUCUAGAAAUUGGAUACUUGAAAUAAGCUAAUGUUCAUAAUCUAAAAUUGUUUGGAAGGCCUACUUAACAAGGUUAGUAAAACUGAAGAAUCCUUCUAAGUGGGAAAUCUUAAAAACAUAUAAACCAUUGUUUUUGGAUAUAAAUUGCAAUACUUAUUUUUAAAUUUGUAUAGAGCUAACAAUUAAUUUGAUAAUUCCUAAUAACCAUUUAGAUUUUAAAAAUUACACAGUUGAGUUGGAUUAUGAAAUAAUGUCUUUGUAAAAAAUAAAUGAUUGA